AUGGCUACAGAAGAGAUCCUCGUGGCCCGUUCACCCGAGGCACAGGCGGAUGAACCGAUGGACACCCCCAUGGCUGAUCAUCCUUCUCCAAAUUCGAGUUCGGAGGACAAAGGAAGUGCUCUCGAUUCAAACUCGCAGUCUAAGAAGCGAUCGGCCUCGACCUCGGAACCCAAUGGCUCGACAAAGGUGACAAAGCGAAGGGCGGCGAGGGCCUGCAUCAGUUGUAGAAGCCGAAAGGUAAGGUGCGACGUUGUUGAGGGAGCACCUUGUGGUAAUUGCCGGUGGGAUGGAGUUGAAUGCAUUGUGCAAGAAAGUCGUCGAAGAAGAAAGAACCUCUUCCAUUCGAAUUCAUCAACCGUCUCCCAUAACAGCGCCGCCCCACAGGCUGCCGAGGCACAGUUGAGAGCGAAGCCCGCGAAUCCUAUUGCCAUCGCUUCUGCUGCACCAUCAUUGCGGCGCGCUAGCGAGGUAUCUCAACCUUCGCCUGUUGCCAAUGAUGUAACUGGUUCAGGGUCUGUCUUGGAUGGAGGCGUGGAUAGUCACGUUCCUCACAUGCUAUAUCAACGAUCAGGCUUACGCCCUGACCCGGUUCUGCUCUCUACCCUUCAAGCUGGUAACAAUGGGUCGAGGUAUCCAAGUAUAUGGCCUAAUCCAAACACGUGCCAAAACUCGAGUUCGGCUUCCGUCGGAGGGGCUUUGAGGACUGCACAAUUCCUCAACUCCCUGGAGGAGCCGGAUGCCUCCUCACAAUUGCCUGCCUUCAUCCGGCCGCUUCCCGCUAAGAUUGCACCCGAAGAUGUCGCCUAUCUUCAUACCAAAGGAGCCCUCUCGCUGCCUAGUCUUAGCCUCCAGAAUGCCCUACUCGUCGCCUACGUCGAGUAUGUGCACCCUUACAUGCCUCUCAUAGAACUGCAUGAUUUCUUGGGCAUGAUCAAUUCCCGAGAUGGGUUGUACGGGCAGACGAGCCUGUUUCUCUACCAGUCCGUCAUGUUUGCCGCGACUGCCUUCAUUGAUGUGAGGCACCUGAAAGAGGCAGGCUACGUCAGCAGAAAAGCUGCUCGGAGAGACUUUUUCUACAAGGCCAGGCUCUUAUACGAUUUCGAUUACGAAAGCGACCGCCUCAUCCUUGUGCAGGGGCUGCUGUUAAUGACGUAUUGGUAUGAGACGCCGGAUGACCAGAAGGAUACAUGGCAUUGGAUGGGAGUUGCGAUAUCGUUGGCCCACACGAUCGGAUUACAUCGAAACCCAGCCAACACCAACAUGUCGUCGCGGAAACAGAAGUUGUGGAAGAGGAUUUGGUGGUCUUGUUUCAUGCGGGAUCGCUUAAUCGCCCUGGGCAUGCGGCGGCCCACCCGGAUAAAGGAUGAGGACUUCGAUGUCCCGAUGUUGGACGAACACGACUUCGAGAUCGAACCACUCGCAGACGAAAUUCAAAUUAUCGGCCCGGAGUGUACCCUAAUGCGCGAUGUCCUAAUGCAGCAAGAGCUCGCCCUGAUGUGCAUCGCCAAAGCAAAGCUCUGCCUUUGCAUUAGCCGUAUGCUGAAAGCUCAGUAUUCGGUUCUGAUCAGGGACAAAUCGAGAGCUGAGAACACCACGAACAGUACGAUGAUGUUAUUCCCCAACAAGCAGCUGGAUAAUGUGGAAAGUGUCAACUCGUGUGACUUGGAGCUUAUGUCGUGGAUACGGUCUCUGCCUGCCUGCUGUCAGUAUAGGCCAUUAUCAACAUUGGACAUCAAGAAUGGCCGUGCGACGGUUGCCGUGCAGCGCAAUCUACUUCACAUGGUGUAUUACACCACGAUAUCCGCUCUCCAUCGACCCCAAUUUCUCCCAUCUUCGCCGACCCAUGCACCGCAAACGUCGGUUCAAGCUCAAGAGAUGUCGAGAGCAAGGGUUCGGGACGCGGCAGCGCAAAUCACUCGCAUGGUUGUUGAGUUGCAUGGCCUGCGCCUCGAAAAAUAUCUACCCACAACUGGCGUUACUGUGGUCCUCCCCGCCAUGAUCAUCCAUCUCUUGGAAAUGAAGAACCCACUACCACAGCCCCGCGAGAUUGCCAUACGCGGCUUCAAGCAAUGUAUGAAGGUUAUGGAAAAGUUGCGUGAUAUCUACGCGGCCGCCGACUACGCGGUCGCAUUCUUAGAUGCAGCGUUACGAAAAGCGGCUAUCGAUCUACAGAUCGUGCAGAGUCAGGGGUAUAACAGCGGCGUGAACAACAUCAAAAUAGGACUCUCGCAAUUCGCUACCACCACGCCGGUUAAUCACAUCGCAACGCCGCCGCCAGAGAACGCGCCAUAUGCCACGACGCAAGAAGCGGCCCUGUUUCCAAAGCAGACGACGCAACAAUUUGUGCCGCCGGUUGAUCUAAUGGCGUCCACUGCUCACUCACCCCCGCACACUGAGAAGGACGUGCUCACGCCGAGUGCAAGCGGAUCAUCAGAUGGACAUGCGGCUCCGUUAGAUCUAGAGAUGGACUUCGAUACACUGGAUAGCCAUGACGAAUUUGACUGGAAUGCGCUUACGGGUACAAACAUCGACUUCGACCAGUGGCUGCAGUUUCCCAGCGAGAGCAAAGGGGCCGGGACAAAUGGUGGAGCAGGUACCGGCGUGGUUUCAAUGAGCGAUGUCGACGGGUCGGCCAAUUUUAAUGUAGGGUUGCUCGAGACCUCCGGUCAGGGCGUCAUCUCCUGA
This is a messenger RNA of Hypoxylon fragiforme, 2685 nucleotides long. Its product is annotated as transcription factor CTF1. Gene Ontology annotation, molecular function: DNA-binding transcription factor activity, RNA polymerase II-specific; zinc ion binding; DNA binding. The record is from RefSeq and is a predicted model, not a curated record. Gene Ontology annotation, biological process: regulation of DNA-templated transcription; DNA-templated transcription. Lineage: Eukaryota; Fungi; Ascomycota; Sordariomycetes; Xylariales; Hypoxylaceae. Bases 1 to 2685 code for a protein of 894 amino acids. The transcript has 4 exons.